Colletotrichum costaricense is the source of this 2115-nucleotide messenger RNA. Its product is annotated as heterokaryon incompatibility protein. Bases 1 to 2115 code for a protein of 704 amino acids. The record is from RefSeq and is a predicted model, not a curated record. The transcript has 5 exons. NCBI's taxonomy places the organism in Eukaryota, Fungi, Ascomycota, Sordariomycetes, Glomerellales, Glomerellaceae.
AUGUCGAGGUGGCACGAGCGCGGGUGCACCCAGCCUGAUGUCGUGGUCGCCAGCGGCCUUCCAUGCUGUCGAUUUUGCUACGGAGUAGCAUCGCUUGAUGACGUCCAGUUCGAUACUUCUCUCAGAAUAAGACAAGCUCCCGUCCUCGAGGACAACUCUACAUACAACCUUCGAUGGCCUGCAUGCGUCGAUUAUGUCGACGCUCGACCAGAAGUCCCCCCCGAUGCGUCUACUAGCUCAAGCUCCGGCUCUACUUUUCCAUUUGGAGGAACGCAAAGCUCUCAACGAACGAAUCAUCUACUCAACAGGCCAGGCGCACCUUCGAAAAACGUGGAAUUGGAUUCCAAACGGGCAAGAUACGAAGCCCUAUCAUAUACCUGGGCCGACUCUUCCGGAGACUCUACAAGAUGCAGACCAAUGUUCAUUGGCUCGUACUGGGACAUUAUCCCUAUUACUCGGAACUGUGAAAAUGCCCUUCGUAGCAUUCGACUUGUUGGGGAAAGCUUUCGUUCUAUUUGGGUCGAUUCUCUUUGCAUCAACCAGGAUGACACCGAGGAAAGGAAUGCACAAGUCGCUCUUAUGCCACAGAUAUACGCUGCCGCCAUCGGGGUCUUGGCAUACCUUGGCCCAGCAGCUGAUGACAGCGAAAGAGCCCUCAGCGCUAUUUUCAACUCAAUGUCUCAUCGCAACUGUGGUCAUAAUGGAAAGCAAAGUCAAGUCUGCGCAGAUUGCUGGAUGCCUAUUAAAAAGCUUCUCAGCCGACCGUACUUUCGGAGGCUUACUGUAGAGGAAGUCAGCAUUGGUAUUGCGGCCUAUUUGACACAGAAAUGCGGUCUUGGCAUGGCUGUCCUUCUCUUUGCAGGGUUCAUAAAUUCCGGAAAAUUCGAGGCAAAUGAGUAUUCGUUGUCCAAUAACGUCAAUUUCGAUAUGGGAUCUCUCUCAUUGCGACCGCUCUCUCCCUGCGAUAUUCGCAUCAUUUCGCGAAGUGGAUAUCUAGAGGUCACAGCAAUCAGGGUAUGCAAUCUUCGCGGAUUUUUUACUGAUGACGGUCGAUAUCGGCAGUCAUUUGUUCGGCUAUUCGAGAAUCUUGACACUGGUAAAGUGGCGAAAAACAUGAGCUUCGAGCUGUUCAGCUUAGUCGACCAAAAACGACUGGAAGAGCGAAAAGAAUGUCAUAUCGAAACUUUCCGACUGAUUGUUGGAGGGCACCAUGUGCAGCGAAUGUCGGAGUUGUCAGCAGAGCCUCUCUUGUUGAAGCUUGCUGCGUACGUUUCCCGCCACAAGAGCGAUUCAAAGGCGAGUCUUUGGAAGAUAUGGAAGCAACUCGAAGUCAAGCUCAAGCCUUACCUUGAAGACGAACGGGGGAUCCAGCUACUACUUUGUGGCAUAACUGGGGCAGAACCCAUCACCUUGGGAAGUUCGCAAGACGGUAGGCCUUUACAGGCCUUUUUAUACAAAGGUUGUAUGCUAAGGUCCUCGGAGUCCCUCCUAACCCUCCUAUGGUCGCUACUACCCAAGAGAAGGCAAUGCGUCAACAAAGCUGCCGAUGCGGAAAAGGUUCCGCUUUCGGACGAAGAAAUAUUGAAGGGGUUUCAGGAAUGGGCCGAUAUAUCAAGCGACCUCUUAUUUGCCAUGUCCCAUUCAAUUGAACAUGAGGAUGAGUCCUUUUUUGGAAUUCGGUCAUCCGUGGAGAUGCAAAAAUGCUGGUUGAAAGCAUUCAAUAGGUUCGAACACAAGAUAAUGCCUCAACGGACUAAUGUCAUGGGAGUCAUGGAGGCUAUUGCUUACGUCUUAAGAUUAUUUCCGCCCAUGGAGCCGAACCAGGAAUAUACAGGCCCUUCUAGUUACAUCGACAAAAUUCUAGACUCUCAAACAAAGGAGAUCGCGUGGUCACACUUUACGAGGGACUGUCUGUGGGACUGGGAAGUGGUAGGAAGCAAUUUUGAGAAAAGGUGGAAGAUUUUGCAGCACUUGGGCCAGCACCAGUGGUUAGCUUCAUGGCGAGAUGAGCCAACUGAUAAGCUCGAUGGACUGGAGCGACAAAUGUCGAUUCGCUAUCGACUGAAUUCUUUUGGAUUCAACCUGACUUUGCCUUCGAAGAUUACGAUCCAGUAA